Messenger RNA from Sander lucioperca (pikeperch), 1472 nucleotides. Its product is annotated as troponin I, fast skeletal muscle-like. Gene Ontology annotation, biological process: muscle contraction. The coding region runs from base 782 to 1318 and encodes 178 amino acids. The record is from RefSeq and is a predicted model, not a curated record. Gene Ontology annotation, cellular component: troponin complex. Lineage: Eukaryota; Metazoa; Chordata; Actinopteri; Perciformes; Percidae. The transcript has 7 exons.
CUUCCUCAUGGGGGCGACAGAAACUACGCACUAUAGCUUUAAAUCAAAUCAUUCAACAAGCAUUCUCCAACGUGGGCAAGAGAACGAUAACGCUAUUUAUGAUUCAAUGGUGGUCGGAAAAAAUGAAACCUUUUUUUUUAACCACGUUACUGAACAGCCAAGUGGGUUACGUUACGUUUACGUGCCAGACGUGGCGUUUUACGUGCCCCGGGCCAUCGGGCAACCCUUACUGUUGAACCCUGUUUGGAAGUAUGGCUGAUGACGUUUCACACAUGAGGGAAAUGUUUAUAUGCUCAUUAGAAUAACCAGAUUAACGUUAAUUAAAAUGUUUACAUUGUUGUGUUGGGCCGCCACCAAAACAAAACAAGUUUCAGUCUCAACAGGAUUCUUUUUUCAACAUUUGUUAACUACUGUUUGGUCACGCACAAUCCAUAUCGCAACUUUACCGAGACAAUAUGUCUAUAAAAUAUGUUUAAAUCAGUGACCUGUCCAAUCAAAGAAUAACAAUUUGACCAGUGCUUACUAGAGCCGAGACUAUGGAUUAUUUUUUUGAUGAAUUGAUUUAUUUAUUAUCUAUUAAAUGAUAAUAAAUCUAAAACAAUGAAAUUAUUUUCACACCAGAUUAUCUGAACUCUGCUGCAUUUCCUCAUCUGCUUUAUUUUUUGUUUGUCCAGGUGAGAGAAACUUCCCUGAUCGUACCAAAAUAACGGCAAUGAGACAAAGAGAUGCAUGAUUCUGGAUAUGAAGAGGAUCGUAACUUUGAAGCCAAACAAACGCCAAGAUGUCAGAGAAAAAGAUGUCAUCGAGUCGCAAGCAUCAUCUGAAGAGUUUGAUGCUGUCCAUCGCCAAAGGUUUGCUGGAGGAAGAGGAGAGGGAGCGAGAGGAGGAGAGGGAGCGGUACAUGGAGGAGAACUGUCCUCCCGUGUCCAUGCCCAGGAGCAUGCAGGAGCUGCAGGAGCUGUGCAGACAGAUCCACCACAAGAUCGAAGUGAUCGACGAGGAGCGAUACGACCUGGAUCUGAAAGUCAAUAAAAGCAACAAGGAGAUUGACGACCUGAAGAUCAAAGUUCAGGACCUGAUGGGCAAGUUCAAGAAGCCUGUGUUGAGGAAAGUGCGAAUGUCGGCCGACGCCAUGCUGAAGGCUCUGCUGGGCUCCAAGCACACGGUCAACAUGGACCUCAGAGCCAACCUGAAGCAGGUCAAGAAGGAGGUCAAAGAGGAGGAUAAGGAACUGCGAGACGUCGUGGACUGGCGUAAAAACAUCGAAGACAAAUCUGGCAUGGACGGGAGGAAGAAGAUGUUUGAGGGCGAGGCUUGAAUCAGUGUCUCAUCUGCUCUUAACAAAGCUGCGGUAUUUGUAUUGACUGCUUUUAUCAGAUGAACAUUUAGAUACACUCAUACAUUAAAUAUUAAUAAACUACCUUGUGAGCUGCAGACACUUCGACCCAAUAAACAAACUGAAGGAGACGUUU